Messenger RNA from Peromyscus californicus insignis, 5588 nucleotides. It is a transcript of the gene Gjd3, whose product is annotated as gap junction protein delta 3. The record is from RefSeq and is a predicted model, not a curated record. NCBI's taxonomy places the organism in Eukaryota, Metazoa, Chordata, Mammalia, Rodentia, Cricetidae. Gene Ontology annotation, biological process: cell communication. The transcript is spliced from 2 exons. Gene Ontology annotation, cellular component: connexin complex. The coding region runs from base 2597 to 3430 and encodes 277 amino acids.
UUGUGUGCUAAUCUGAUACCGAAUGGCGCGCUUACUGGACCGAAGCCCAGGAGAACGGGGUGAGCAUCUGGCAGGGUCAGGGAUACUCCAAGCAUGCCGCCAUCCCUCACACUGCCCUUUAUCCACCCAGUGGAUAGCUCAGAGCAUCUGCCACGGUCCCAAGUGUUCUAGGUGCUGGGGGUGACACAGAAGGUAGCACCCCAGCGCCCACCGCUUGUAUCGCUUACAAUGCUGAGCUGACCAGACAAAAUAUCUAACGGCUGGUGUCGAGGAGGAAGGCAGGGAGGGAAAGGAAGUAGGAAUUAAGUUCAAAUACAGUAAUACCACUGAGUCGGCCUCGUCGUGGCCAGGAAUGAUGAUUUUAUACAGCCAUUUGUGGCUUGUUUCAUUUCCAAAGUGCGGCCAUGUGUCAGGUACAGCACCGUUAUGAACUUCCUAGAUACAAACACAGACAUGCCCCUGUGUAUGUCCACGUGUGACUGAUACAGGGCUGUGGCUCCACAGCCCGAUAGCCAGAUGGAGGUGUCUGGGACACAGACACACAGGGGAGGACCCUCUCAGCCCAGCCCUUCUUCAAGCAGGGCCGGGAAGGGCCAGUGCUGCCAGUUCUGGGGAUUGUCAGCAACACCUCCCAAGCUGCCCAGUGCUAUCUGGGCAGGGGACUGGGUCCUGCAGAUUACUGUAGCGUCUCCUCUGGCAUCAGGAGCUAGCGGGGGGACAGGGCAGGGUGACCAGGGGCCCUCCACCUCCUGUCCCACCCUAGCCACCACUGUGGCACUUUUCCACCCCCUGCAGGCACACAGGGUGGGGUGGGGUGGGGUCUGGUGGGCUUUUUCCAGGCUGACGAAGCAGGACCGGCAGGGCUGGGCUGGGCCCAUCACGGGCAGCAAGGAGAGAUGAGACGUGACCCUGAGCCUCCACGGCUGAGGACAGGGCAGACAGCGGCUCUGCCAGAAGCCAGUGGCAGAGGUCAACAGUGCCCCACCUCACAUCCUGUUUUCAGAAUGUGGGGCUCCAGCACGUGCUAUUUGCUUGGAUUUUAUCCAGGGUAGCGCCCCCACCCCCAGGCCUAUUUCUAAGGGACCCUGCAGGAGGGUGGAAAUGUCCAAGGGCACACCCAAGCUGGAGUUAACCGAAAGUUUUUCCAGGCUGGGAUGGACCCCUGACCGAACCAAUGGGAGAGAGGACAUUUUCCAUUAGGGACCCCCGUUAACCGACAGAAACCCACGCAGGUCUUUGUGACUGACUCGGGGAGAAACGGUACAGAGGAUGUGAGGACUCAGAGACCUUCCCCUUCCAGGAAGAAGCACAGCCUCCCCCAGUGCUGGCCCCUCAGCCCCCACAAGACCCUGGGGAAGUCCAGCCCGGCUAGAGAGGACAGGUCCCUGGCGUGCUAUGAGCACGCGCUCCAGAAAACUCUUCAGGCUGAGUGUGAGGCCAGGAUCUGCCAUUCCCUGACUGCACAUCUGUGACUCGCUAAGUCUCUGCUUCCCCAGCUGUGAACAGUGCCCCCCACCUGAGUGCUGAAGACUGAACGACUGUGCUAGACCAGAGGGACAAAGAAAACAUCUCUCCUCCUGCCCACUCAGGCCCCCUGUCACGGAUCUUCCUAAUUACGUUGGCAGCAUAUCCCCAAUCCUAGAUGUUGGGAGACACUCAAUGGAGAACCCGUGGUGGAAGCUCUGACUGCUGCUGACCUUAUGAAGCGCCAUGCUCCUCACAGGCAAUCUAGAAAUUGCUGGAGAGACCAGAGCCUUUGCUUAACCACGGGAGCCGGGCACUCUCCACACCUUCCUGCUGUCCACACGGAGUUCUUCCAGGCUCGGGGCUUCGGGUUUCUGUAACAUACUUGAGACCUGAGCAUUAAGAUGGGCAGCUGGGUGUGGUGGUACAUACCUAAUGUCCUGACACUUAGGAGGCUGAGGCAGGAGGAUCAACUCUUCCAGGGCAGCCUGGCCUGUAUAGUAGGGUCCAGGCCAGCUUGAACUACACAGUGAGAUUCUGUCUCAGAGCAAACAAAAAAGGAUGAACCUUGGAGCUUAGCUGGCUCAGGUGACCAACCCAGAGCUCCUGACCCAAACAACCCAAAUGGCUCAUCCAUGGUGGAGUGUGGUAGAGCCAGAGCCAAAAACCAUCAGAUGUUUGUUGCCUCCCCAAAACUGAGAUAUCUGCCUCUGGUUCCUUCAAAAGGGGUCAGUCAGUUGUGUGGACCUAGUCCUCAAUUUGGGGAGUCUGUCGGGGGAAAGGUUCCAUGAUUCCCCUGGCCCCCUCAAUAAAAGGUGUGGUUCUAGUUAACCUCAGUCCAUCACCAGAUGACUAUGAGAUGGGCAUGGGGGGGGGCGGUGAAGGCUGAAAGGGAGGGUUGGAAGAACCCAGCAAGGGGUGUGGCCCUGGGUCUGUUCCCAGGGUGGAGCCAGACAGCAGGGUCACCCUGUCCCUUUAAGAGAAGGGGGAGAGCUAGCCCCUCUCAGCCAUCCUGUCCUGUCAUCCAUCCCAGCCAAAUCCAAAAAGGAAAAUGAAAGAGGGACCAAGAGGAACAGGUCCCAGCUGUCUCCCAAGGUCCUACGCUCAGCUCUAAGCACAGGCCCCAGGCGUCAUGGGAGAGUGGGCGUUCCUAGGCUCCCUGCUGGACGCCGUGCAGCUGCAGUCGCCGCUCGUGGGUCGCCUCUGGCUGGUGAUCAUGCUGAUCUUCCGCAUCCUGGUGCUGGCCACGGUGGGAGGUGCCGUGUUCGAGGACGAGCAGGAGGAGUUCGUGUGUAACACGCUGCAGCCGGGCUGCCGCCAGACCUGCUACGACCGCGCCUUCCCGGUGUCCCACUACCGCUUCUGGCUCUUCCACAUCUUGCUGUUGUCGGCGCCGCCGGUGCUGUUCGUCAUCUACUCCAUGCACCAGGCCAGCAAGGAGGCGGGAGGCGCGCAGCCGGCCCCGGCGUGCACGCGCGGGCGCCCCGAGGCCCCGUGCGCCCCGUGCUCCCUGCGCGCCCGCCGCGCGCGCCGCUGCUACCUGCUGAGCGUGGCUCUGCGCCUGCUCGCCGAGCUGGCCUUCCUGGGGGGCCAGGCGCUGCUCUACGGCUUCCGCGUGGCCCCGCACUACGCGUGCGCCGGCCCGCCUUGCCCGCACACCGUCGACUGCUUCGUGAGCCGGCCCACCGAGAAGACGGUCUUCGUGGUCUUCUACUUCGCCGUGGGGCUGCUCUCGGCGCUGCUCAGCGUGGCCGAGCUGGGCCACCUGCUCUGGAAGGGUCGCCAGCGCGCCAAGCUGCCCCCGGCCCCGGCCCCGGCCGCCCUGCCCUCGUCCCGAGCCGACCCCGACCCCUUCGGCCCGCCCGCCUACGCUCACCGCGCACCGGCCGGCGACAGCGAGGGCGAGGGCGGCAGCGGUCACAGCAAGGCGUCGCUGGCCACCGUGCGGCAGGACCUGGCCAUCUAGCGGCGAGGUCCCAGGCCGAACCUUCAGCACCGGGGCGGGGGUCGGUGGAGGCAGAAGCGAGAAGUGGCUUCUGCGUAGGACCCUGCCUGAGCUGAAGAUGAGCAGAGGGGACCUCCCGCCCCACCCGCCAGCAGAAGAUGAGGGACCGCCGGGCUUCGGGUCGGGGUGGCGUCGCACUUCCUAGCGCUGGUUGCAGCAGCGUGCUGGGGGGUGCUUUGCAUCAGGGAGGCUCCUCUGUGCUGUGUUCCCAGCCGGAAAGGGAGGAUGCCAGGAGCCUGGAGAGGAAGCGGACGGGCCAAGGGCAGUGGGUGACCUGAUGGUUGUAUCGAGGGGUGAAAUCAGCAGUGAUGGCAGCAUUCCCAGGUCCCCUGCUUGUUCAGAGAAGCUCACUUCUCUGUGGGCUCUCUGUGCACACAUACAUGCACACCUGGAUACGCUCGUGCACAUUAAACCUCUGUGGGCUGUGUGUGUAUGCUUGCAUGUGUACCCCCCUCUGAGGGGUCCACACAUGCAUGUGCACACAAGUGUACACCUUCCAAGUAAGAGGAGGUACAGACCUGUGUUCGUGCAUGUGUGCACAGACAUGCCCAUGGAUGUCCUUGUGGGCUCUGUGCACGUGCAUGGAUGCAUGCAUCCUGCGUAAGCUCUGUGUACACACCUGUACACACACAUUCUGUGUGUGCAUCUGCUAACACUGUCAUUCACUACCAGAACCCAAUGCUAGUGGUAGCCAUAAUGGCUUCCUCCCUACUGACCUAACCCUGCCGCCUGUGAGGGCAGCGGUGUUCCCCCACAGGAACGGAGUGGGAGGAGAGUCGGAAGAUAAAGACAGGCAGUGUGUUCUUUUGGCUUACAUCUUCUCUCUUCCCACCCGCCAUACUCUGUAAACAAACAUGGUUGAGGCCUUUCCAUCCUUAGGGAAAGCUGCCCCUGAGACUGAUAGGUUCCUAGGUCCCCUUUCCCUUACAACUAGCCAUUCUUCUAGCACAGACUUUGGAAGAGUAGCCACAUGGCUACUUCACCCCCCUCCUUUUUUCUUAAAGAUUUAAUUUAGUUUUAUGUUCAUUGGUGUAAGGGUGCUGGAUCCCCUGGAACUGGAGUUCCGGACAGCUGUGAGCUGCCAUGUGGGUGCUGGGAAUUGAACCCGGGUCCUCCGGAAGAGCAGCCAGUGCUCUAAACUGCUGAGCCGUCUCUCCAGUCCAUACCUCAUCCCUUUCUGUCCUUACCUCACCCGCCUUCCUCCUUCAUCGCCUGGGUGGCCACUCUGAAUUCACCAGGACCAAGGGAUCAAUCCUGACCUCAGGCUCUGUCAGAUCUGUUGCCCAGGCCCUGCACACCCCAAAUUGCUUUCCCUCUGUCCUUCAUGUACCCAUCCCCCUCCUGAGGGCUUUCUUCCAAGCCUUACUUAGCCCUUGGGAGGUCCCUGUCCUUGGGGUACAACCAGCCCUUCCCCCAGGCUUCCUGCACUGCCUUGGCGAGGCCUCCACCGCCGCCAUCUGUCACACCAGGCUAAAGUUUCUGCUCCUCACAAACACCGUGCCCACUUCUGAUGCCAGUUUUAGACAUGCCCUCCGGUACAGUCUCACUCUCCGAAGCUCUGACCCCCGCUGCCUGCCUUUGCCUUUGGUCUCAUUGGAAGAAAACAAGCGCACCCCCCCCCCAGCAGGGGCUUUCCUUGCCCUCAGCUGGAGUCAGGCACCCCAUCCCCCACCGUUCUGCUGCAUGGUUGCACUGUCUCCUGGGCACGGCAUAUAGUAGAUAUUUGGGGAGAGAAAAUGAAGGGUUGUCAGGUGACCAUCACCCCGCUCAUGUCCACGAUCCCGGUGGACAUGUCUGGCUACAGCCUGGACCCCUCCACACAAGCAUAGAUGUGGGCGUCCAGCCGUUUUCCAAAGAUAAGUCCCUCAGCCAAUACUGGUUCAAGGUCAGCGUCAUUCAGUACAAUUGUACGUGAGGCACAAUGUUAAUUUUUUUUUGUUUGGUUUUGGUUUUCAAGACAGAGUCUCUCUACAUAGGCCAGGCUGUCCUGGAACCCACGAAGAUCUGCCUGCCUCUGUCUCCCAAGUGCUGGGAUGAAAGGCCUGUGCCACUGCGUCCAAUUUACAAUGUAAUUCGCAUUUUCCUUUAGCCAUUAAAAAAAGCGAAUGGAAAGAGCCGA